CGGUACAGAGUAAAGUUAAUGUCAUUUUCAUGUUAGGUACUUGGUAGGGCUUCUCUCUCAUUUUCCAUUGGCGCUCCGUAAUCGAAAAUUUCCUGCCUUCGCAAUUUAGUCUACGAGGAAUUCUCAGAUCUCCCUCCAUCAAACAGAUCUCCCUCUGCCAUUUUGGUUUUGUCAACCGCUGAUUAAGCAAAACUCGCGACAAUUCUCUGCAGUGCAGUGCAGAACAAACGAUUGGUGUUUUAACUUUUCUGGGUUUAAUGUUAUUUGUUCGUGAUUCCUUUCGAGUUUCGAGUGCUUGAGGAUUUUCGGACCUACCCAAGUCUUGUAUGGAAUUUGGCCCAUACAGCUUGAGAGGCAAAGUGUGUCUCUGUGUUGUUUUGGAAACCUGAAGUUUUUUCCGGAAACCUGUAAACAUGGAAUUUGAGUGGUGAUCUUGCAAUUCUGCAGAGGGAGGGGGUCCUAAAUUUAUGGUCUAGGUAGGUGCGUAGCGCCCUGCCAUUAUACAAAUUCUCUUCCAUGGAGCAACUAGAGAGAAGCCAAGUGAAGAAGGCUAUUGAUUGGGAUCAAGCACUCCACCUUUAUGAAAGAACAAUAGCUUCUGAAAAUGAGUCCUUACAAAUAAUGGCUACCGUCAAGCUCGGUCGUCUCACAAGUUGUGCACCUGAGAAUGUGUUAUCACGCACUCUUCCAUUCCUCGUAGAUCUUCUGGGUAGGCCUCUGAAUGAUUCGAGUUUGAGCCCUUCAAUUCAACAUGCUGCUGCUUAUUGCUUGAACUGUCUUGCCCGUCGAUAUGAUGGUUCAAUGGCUGUGGCCAUUGGUCAGUCGGGUGCCAUCCCCUGCCUUCUAGGGUUAUUGCCACGGUCUGAAGCCAGCUUCCGGAGAAUCUUGAUAAAAUGUCUUUGGAGUCUCGUCACGUUCGGUGGUGUUAAUAAUCGCAUAACUGUAGCUAGAACUGGUGGAUUGGAAAUCCUUCUCAAUAUGUCGGCAUCAUUCAGAGAUAGUACAAGGCGUUACUUGUUGGAGAUUGUGAGUGCAUUGGGAUUGCUGAGAGAGGUGAGGAGGGUUAUUAUCAAUGUAGGUGGCCUUCCUUUGCUUGUUGAAUCUGCUGGGAAUGGCAGCAUGGUUUCUAGAACCAGAGCUGCUCAGGCAAUUGGGUUACUAGGGAUCACAAGAAGAGUUCGACCCAUGCUUGUUGGUUUUGGUGUGAUACCUUUGCUAAUCGAAUUGCUGCGGGUUGGAGAUAUCUCUACCAAGUUGGUAGCUGGUAAUGCACUUGGUAUAAUCGCAUCCCAUGUUGAUUAUAUUAGAUUGGUUGCUCAAGCUGGGGCAAUUCCCUUAUAUGUAGAUCUUCUCCAAGGAACUGAACCCCUUGGGAAAGAAAUUGCAGAGGACGUAUUUUGUAUCUUAGCUGUUGUAGAAGAAAAUGCAGUAUCAAUAGCCCAACACUUGGUGAGGAUUCUUAGUGGAGAUGAUGAUGAAGCCAAGGCUGCAGCUGCAGAUGUACUGUGGGACCUGUCGAGUUACAAGUAUUCUGUAUCUGUAUUUAGAUACUCUAGCAUAAUUCCUGUUCUAGUUGAACUUUUGCGAGAUGGAAAUACUGAUUUAAAGGAGAGGGUUUCUGGGGCUAUUGCCCAAUUGAGUUAUAAUGAGGGAGAUCGAGCAGCUCUGGCUGAUGCAGGUGUCAUUCCACUUCUCAUUAGUUUGUUGCAUGGUGAAUCCGAGGAACUUAAGGAUAAUGCAGCUGAAGCUUUGAUGAAUUUCUCGGAAGACCCAUUACAACACCAUACCGUAUCUGAAGCAUUGAAUAAUCCAUCCUUUCAGAAUAUACAAAACAGACUUAUUCGAAUUCGUGCAACUGAUGAGCAUAUGGUUAGAUCUUUGAGACAAAUGAGCACUGAACAGUUCAUAUGGGAUCCAGAUCUUUUUUAACUUAUAUUUGUAUAUUCCUUUGUUUUUUAUAUAUAUGAUCCAUUAUGCUCGAGUUUAUGAGACACAAACUUGCAAAUUA
Nelumbo nucifera (sacred lotus) is the source of this 2008-nucleotide messenger RNA. RefSeq lists its product as uncharacterized. The record is from RefSeq and is a predicted model, not a curated record. Gene Ontology annotation, molecular function: protein binding. Lineage: Eukaryota; Viridiplantae; Streptophyta; Magnoliopsida; Proteales; Nelumbonaceae.